Messenger RNA from Nilaparvata lugens (brown planthopper), 14483 nucleotides. Its product is annotated as CUGBP Elav-like family member 4. The coding region runs from base 893 to 2146 and encodes 417 amino acids. Gene Ontology annotation, cellular component: ribonucleoprotein complex; cytoplasm; nucleus. Gene Ontology annotation, biological process: mRNA splice site recognition; regulation of alternative mRNA splicing, via spliceosome. Lineage: Eukaryota; Metazoa; Arthropoda; Insecta; Hemiptera; Delphacidae. The record is from RefSeq and is a predicted model, not a curated record. Gene Ontology annotation, molecular function: mRNA binding. The transcript is spliced from 16 exons.
UUCAUCGGACUUGGUGCUGCGUAUUUUGCGUUGUCGCUGUCGUCGGGAAAUCAGCACAGUACUCUGUUAUCCAUAGUCAGGGUCUCCUCCGCCAACCGCGAUUCACCCGCGAACACACACAGAUCAUUGUUAUCACAAUUCUGGGCAGCACUGCCCCAAAGCGAACACAUCUCACAUCCCCAGCUCCACUGGGUCAUCCCCAGCUGAACACUCUCUACUUCUUCGGGUAGCUUAGCUUACUGCUCAGCUACCCUAACCCUUAAUUAGUCUUUCAUUGUUAGGCUGUGAGGACUCUUUAAAGAGCUCGGGGACUACCCCUCUCUUACAAGACACAAAAUAUACAUGGACAUUGCUGUUAGAGCAAACUUUCUAUAGAUUUGGGAAGUAGAUAGAUGCAAAGAUCGUCUGCCGCAAGUGUAGGCUGAUCGAUUGACUUCACUGUAGCAGCAAACCUCAAUCAGCGGCGCCUACUAGGUCACCUGACAACCUUUGCCGGCAUACUAGCGUGGGAAACAGCGCUUUUAUGAUUGGUCACAGAUUCAGGUAAAGAAAGACUGGGUUUUGAAUGCCGUACUAAGCAUCGCAUAGAUUUCGGAAUCAGUAUCGUACGCUAGCUGUUACGUGAUUGGCUAAUGUUUGAUACUUGAAAUAGUUAACACACAUACACAGACAUAACAGACACAAUCGGGUGAUGAACUGAACUUUGUCAAGGUCACUGUGUUGUAGUCAAGGUCACGUCCCUGUCAUUGCUGCACUUGAAUAUUCCUAGAACACAACAGCCUCUAGAGAUCAAUUCCUGAGCCUGAUUUCCAUCCGAGCUUUGCUUCCCACCAAAAGCGACUGCUUCAUCAAUUAGUGCAUUUUCUCGCUCGUUCUUCCGUAAACCGACCUCAUGUAUGACGACCACUCGUUGCGUGAGUUGGAGUCGUCCUUCACGUUGAUAUUGAGGGUUGAGAAGCAGAUGAACAGACCUAUACAGGUUAAGCCAGCAGAUAGUGAAAAUCGUGGAGCAGACAGAAAGCUGUUCGCUGGGAUGCUCAGUAAGCAACAGACUGAAGAAGAUGUCCGCCAGUUAUUCGCACCGUUUGGCACAAUAGAAGAGUGCACUAUUUUACGUGGACCAGACGGUACUAGCAAAGGUUGUGCAUUUGUCAAGUUCAGCUCACACCUGGAGGCUCAAGCCGCAAUCAACAGCCUGCACGGAAGCCAGACAAUGCCUGGUGCCUCAUCCAGCCUAGUAGUAAAGUUUGCCGAUACAGAAAAAGAGCGACAAUUGAGACGAAUGCAGCAGAUGGCAGGUAACAUGAGUUUGUUGAACCCUUUCGUUUUCAACCAGUUUGGAGCCUACGGAGCCUACACUCAGGUCAGCACACAGCAACAAGCUGCGAUAAUGGCCGCCACUCAAGGAACCUACAUCAACCCAAUGGCUGCUUUGGCCACUCAUGCCACACUCAACGGAAUUGCCAAUUCCGUUGUUCCUCCAAAUUCAGAAGUGGGCUCAGGCCAGCCAGUGAACGGCGCCAUGCCCAGCCUGCCGUCACCCACCAUGCCCAACUUCAACAUGGCCGCCCAGACGCCCAACGGCCAGCCAGCCACCAACGACCCCAACGUCUACACAAACGGCAUUCCACAGUCCUAUCCAGCGCAAGAUGAAGAGCUCUUAUGCAUCUUUCGAUCAGGUGGUCUUCCUUCGCUUAUGUUACACCAUGAUGCAGAAAAUGCCCAUGCUCUUCAUUUGUCGAUUCCAGCGCCCGGAUUGGCCAAUGGAGAGGCAACUCUUCAGCACGCCGCCGCUUAUCCCGGUAUGCAGCCUUAUCCUGGAGUUGCGUUUCCAGCCGUCUACGGUCAGUUUGCGCAGGCAGUGCCUCAGCCUCUGGCUACUCUGGCCGCAACGCAACGCGAAGUACACUUCAAUGGAGUGAAUGGGUCUCCCAUUGACUUCUACCGAAAUUCACCGUACAUUGUGGAUAUAUAUGGCGCAAAAGGAGAGAGAGCCGGAUUGGUUAGCAAGGACCUUGCUAAAAGUAGGUUGUUCAAUCUCAGGUCCAGAGGGCUGCAACCUGUUUAUCUACCACCUGCCCCAGGAGUUUGGAGAUGCCGAAUUGAUGCAAAUGUUCCUCCCGUUUGGCAAUGUCAUCAGCUCUAAAGUAUUUAUCGACCGGGCAACAAACCAGAGCAAGUGUUUCGGUUUCGUGUCGUUCGACAACCCGGCGAGCGCACAUGCGGCGAUCCAGGCGAUGAAUGGCUUCCAGAUCGGCAUGAAGCGCCUGAAGGUCCAGCUGAAGAGACCCAAGGACGCUAACCGUCCCUACUAACCCCUUGUUAUCGAGACCCAGCACUACAGCAGCAGCAGUCUCUAUGCUGCUUCUAAUGCUGGAUCUAGGUUUCAGGUAAGAAACUACUCAUCAACCUCAAUCACGAGAACUGGCUACUAAGCGGUGCUUGGAGCCGCCCACCCCUCAGCUGUCGUAACUGCCGCCACUGGUUUCUCCCGCCUCACUACUCCUUGAAACGGCCACAGGGUGACCACAAAUAGAGACACUUUCAGUGCAGUUUCGCGCCGGCGCACUUAAAUGCGCGGGAAAUCCAGUGCAGAAGACAGCCAGGGAACCACAACCUGCUCACUCAUCACUAAUAAUGUGACGACAUGCCUCUAGGACUCUGUUCGAAGCCUGGACCAUGACCAAUGCAGUGUGGAUUAAUUAAUUACACUUCACUAGUCCUAAUCAUCUAGUCAAGUUGCAAAGACUAACCCUGAAAAAUAACUCAGUUAUGAGAAUAAUAUUAUAAUAUAAAGUAUUGAUUACUAAUGACAAGUAACUAACACAAACACACGCUCUCAUAUUUACAUGACUAAUCUUAUUUGAUCGACAAAUAUUAUUAUAUAUCCAUUACAAGAUAACUAAACUAUUAAGAAAAUUUAUAGUGUAAUAUAUAUUAACUACUAUAAUUAUUCUAUAAGUCACAUAGGUAGUUGUGUCUCAUUAUAAUUGAAUAUCUUCUAUCAGAAUCAUUUGAGAUUCUUUUUAGGUUUUGGAAAAUUUAUUGUUGCAAGGAUUAUUUCACAGUUGAAACUUUGGUACUCAUUACUAAAAAUUAGUAUAGUUGGUAGUAGUUAUUCCUCUUUUAUAAUUAUUGAGAAAAGUUGUGUUGGGUUUGUACAAAGAAUUAUAUAGUUAUCAGUUUGUCCCCUAACUGCCUCACGCUUUUCUGUGGCCUGUGGCUUCAUAAUUAGACUAUAAAUCAGCUGAAAAUGAAUAUUAGUAGGUUUAAGGAGCAUUCUAAGUGAAGGCGGCUACAUUUGUCGUUACUCGUCCAGUGACCUUCAAAGCUACUCUUUUUAUGCGAGUAAACAGUUUAUCAACAUACAGGGAGACUAACUUUUGUAUAAUUAAUGUUGACCAAUAUAGUAUUAUUAAUAAUAAAUGUACGAUGAGCAGCAUGUUUUUUACAAUAUAGGCUUAAAUGUUUAACGAGUAUUUUCAUAGUGCGAUAAUGUGACAUUUUUAUACUCUGUAUUUAGAGUAAAAGCAGCAUUGGUAGAUGAGAGAAUAAUUAAGAUAAUGUGUUGAUAAUAUUAUAUUGUUAUUAUAAUAGCUAUACAUAACGUACCAGUAAAGCAUUUCUGUUUGCGAUCCUUGUUACGAUAAUCGACAACAAACUCGUUCGAUAUAUCGAUAUCUCUAAUCGAUCGUUGAAAUAAUUAAACUAAUAUUUGAUAAUCACCUACUACUACAGCGAAAGGACAAAGGAGUAGCAACUAGUCGACAGUUUAUCAGUACAGUAGUUGUUUGGUCACUUAUAUUAUUAGCACGAUAACCAUCUAUUAUUCAAUUGUUUGAGGCUAAAUGCUACUAACUUUAGGCAAAGGUAACGGCUGGAUGGGUUCUUGUAAACUUAAUCAAGUGUUGUGAUAAACAUUUAUUUUCUAUGUCUCUUUUUAUGAGGUGUAAAGGGAGCCACAAAUCGAUGUAGUUUUUCUCUAUCAAAUUGUAUUCCUCUGGGGCUGUGAUUUUUCAUUGUUAUGUAAAAAUACCUGUCAUCACAUAUAUACGAGUGUAUAAUAUAAAUAAUGAUAUAAUAUUACAAUAUAUCUGUACAGGGUGUUGUAUUUUGUGUUAGUCAUGUGUACAUUAUAAUGCAGUAAGUGUAUAGAUUUAAAAGUUUACAUUUUGUUUCCGAUUUGUUGUUCAAUAACCAAUCAUUGAUAGGGAUAAUAUAUUUUUAAUAAGAGCAGAUAGUAGGAAUUUUACUUCUCCUCAAGCUAUGCAAGAAAGACCAACAAAAUAAAGCUUCAUAAAGCACCAAAAUUAGAUGACUAAACCUUAUUAGGAUAAUUUAUUAUAGAGUACAGAAAAAGGAAGUAAAAAUUCCAUUCUGCCUCGUACAUUCGUACUGUUCUUUGCAUCAUUUGAAUUUCAGAUCAAGGUGUAAACUGCAGUAUAAUUAUCGAUAGAGAACAAUUUCUUCAUUUUUCAUCCAAGUUCCCAAAAUUCAAGGCAUUAAAGAAAUAACAUUUUCAAGAUAAUGAUUGUGACAUUCUUAGUCAAAUUUGAACCUUACCGAAUAACUGUGAUCAAUCCAAAUCGCACAUUCAUUUUUAGUGAGAAUUAGUAAAAAAAAAUUUAAAUAUUAUUUUAUUCAAUUUUUUUCUGAACUGGUCUUUUGUACUAAAAAAAACUUAGUUCUCCACAAAUAUAUAUCUCUGACAUCAAUUUACAAUAAGAUGUAUAGGCCUACUCAUCUCAAUAUACCUUAUUCUAGUCAUAUUUCUAGUCGUUUUCAGUUUUUAUAGUUACCGAUAUUCAAUUCAAAAUUCAAUUUUAUUUUUCAUGUUAUGCAUCGUAUAUAAUACAAUAUUAACACAGGUCAUGAACAUUUCAUCAAACAAUACACAUCAUAAAUACAUUACAAAUGUCACCUCAAUAUACAUGUAAUAUAGUCUAUAUAAUUAAAAAACAAAGUUAAUAUCACAGAUGGAAUUAUUGUUGUUGAAUAAACUAAAAACAGAAAUUCAGAUAGAAGUUCAUUCUCCAUUACGUAACAUCAUUACUUACUUGAUAAGUAUUGAAAUAUAUUUAAUAGGUGUGAAAUAUUCUUGAGUAAAUAAACUCAAAAACAAUCAAAGUAAAUUAACAAUCAGAAACAGUAUGAAUCUGAAUUUUGAAAUUAACAGUGAAAAUACUUUAUCCCUAUCAAAAUGAGAUAUUGAACACAAUUAAUCUUUUCUAAUGGUGUCUGUCUUUCACAGCCUUAUAUGGUUUUCUCUGUGAUUUCUAUGUCUAAUAUAUUACUUAAUUUAUUUGAAAACAAUAAGGCGAAAAUGAGAUGUGUGGGAUUAAUUGCAAACUUUCUCAAUAUUAUCAAAUAACAUUAUUUCAAUUCAAUUAACUAAACGUAAAAUUUAUAUUAAAUUUAGCGCUCAAUUUUUCAAAAUUUGGAUUAUCAGUUAACUUCUGCGGUAAUUACUGGAGCGCUCAAUAGUAUUCUCAAGAUAUUCGAUGAAAUUACCUCAUAAACUCACAGAAUUUUUUUUUAAUGUAAUUUUCUAUGAAUAUCGAUACCUUAAAAAAUAAGAAUUUCAAAGUUAAAGUAAAAUACUUCACUUAGCAAGUGUCCUUUAUAGAAAGUUAUUGCCUUCAAUAGGUUAUAAAGUGUCCUUGGAGUAUCAGACAUUUACUUGAGGUAAUAUUCUGAAUUUGUUGAGGUGAUCAAAUGAUACAUAAAAUUCAUCGCUCAUUGAUACAUCAUCAGAUUUUUUAUUGUGAAUUUCAUCCUGUUGAUGAUUUUUUUCACUUUUCAAAUCUACUUCUUUUCAUGACCAAGUAAAAUAAGAACAUUUUCACUAGAUGAGAACUGAUGGUUUAAUUUUUUACGAGGAGUACGAUACUAAAUGAAAAACUUGUAGAUAUUUUUGGGGGAAUUGUAAUGAAAUAAGAACCACUGAUAAAUAAUAAUGCAUAAUUUGCGAAAUAUCGUAGUGAAUAUAGCUGCUCUGUGGGACCACUUAUUCUCAACUAUGAGAAUGAAAUACCCAAAACUGCAUCGAAUUACCGUGUACUUGAAAAAUUUAAAUGAACUCUUGUAAACUCAUUCAAUUGUGUUAAGUUUCUCUACUGCUGAGAAAGUUGCAAUGUUGGUGGUCUGAAUAAUUUAUUACGCUUAUCAGUAAGUGAUAAGGAUGCCUAGUCAUGUACAUACUCACACACGACACACAUCUCAUUUGAGCGCAUGAUCUAAUGUGUAAUGCAACAUAGGCCUACUUUAGGGAGGAUCAAUAUAUGAAUGUUUCUAGAUGUUACACUAAAUAACGAUAAUUAACUUUACAGAACCCAUCAGCCAACCAACAAGCUUUACAUGAUUUCUAGCUGUUAAACCAAAGGCACAAUUGUAAUAUAUAUUUUUAUGAAUGAGAAACGUAUAGCUUGUAAAUACUAUUUCGAGUCCAUAAUUUACUAUGACUAUAAAAAUGUCAAUAUUCUUUAUUGUCAAAUUGUGUAGACGUACAUACUUCUACUGUAUGUGCCUGAACACAAGCCAAAUAAAUAUUCCGAAUUUUUCUUAUCAUUCACACGGAUAAUAUGAUGAGAAUAAUUUUGAAACCUGGAACUUGUAGGCAAGGGUAUAUAUAAUAUAUAUUUCUUUAGCUAGUAUAGGUGCCAUGUGUAGGAGAAAUAGUCUUUUCUAGUUGAAAACUUUAGCUGUAAGAUAAUAUAUGUGUAGAUUGUUAUCAUUGACUCUGGUCUGAAGUGAAAGAAUCGGAUAAGUUACCAACCAAAAUUUGUUUCGGAACGAGAUUCUGUUCAAAAAUUUUCUGAUCAUUAUUAGGCUUUUAUUUUUUCGUACCGUAGGUUCUGACAUUUCGUUCAGUUUUGAUACUAUUCUUUAUUCAAUCCUCAUUUAUUUACUUAAUAAUACUUCCAUCAUGUAGCUAACUUGAUUGAAUUGAUAAGAAAUAUUAUAAAAUUAUAUAAUAUUAUUAGUUUUGGUUUUGAAAAAAGCUCACAUUUGUGCUUGUAUGAUCUCUCUCCGAUUUUAAAACUGGAUAAGUAAAACAAUCUUAAUUGAAUCUGAUUUAGCAAAUAUGUCGAUUGAAUGCUUAACAUUUUACGGCUUGUUGUGGAAUGUAGUUCUUCGACAUGUAACUGUAUGAAACAUUUUCAGCAUUAAAAAUAUCGUACUCAGUUGAAUACUGAUUAGUACUUCACUUUCUAUACGUUACGCCAUAUUGAAGGCUAAAGGAACAAUAAUUCAUCAAAUUUGAAUAGAAUCCUUAUUUAAAAAAAGAAAGGUUCUAAAUUUUGAAGAACCACCCACCAUCAGUCACUGAACAAUCAUAUUCAUUUUUUGUAUUCAAUUGCAAAAUUUAUGGAUUCUAAUUCCAAUUUUCCACUUUAUACCGAUCAAGUUCAGCUGCAUGGAAGUUUCAAAUAGGCAACAAAUAUCAUAAAUUAGGUAUCGAAGUUUUCAAUCCUUUUUCGAUUUGUAUUCCAUAAUCAUUGGAUAUGCAAACAAUAACCGCGAGUAUUGUAGUAUUAGUUAUUAUAAUCCGUAGAAGGCAGUUAUUGUAGAUAGUUUUUGAAUUUCACUUCUCACUUGCAUUGUUUUGAUUGUAAUUAGGGAAAGGCUAAGCGCAAGAAGGGAAAGGAAAGCUUGUCUGAAGUGGGCUGCACUGUGUGAUGCAGUACAGGUCGGUAGAUCCAAAGAGCAACCAUAAUGCUCAAACUUGCUACUUUAGAUUAAUUAUUUAAUGUUACAUUGUAAUUGUAAAAUGAGAAACUAAUAGCAUAGUGGGUAGUGUCUUCAAACUUAUAAAUUUAGUAUGUAAUUAGCUAAUUUGAGAUGAAUUUUCUAUUUGAACUUAGAACAGAAGCUUUACUUCAACCAAUCACAAAGAAUUUAUGUUCUAAUUUUUUCAGAUUUAGAUUUGUAAUUUUGUUUUAUUCGCCCCAUAUUGGAACAAAACUUUUCGGUGCAAUACUAAGUAUUUUAUUAAAAAUUACGUUGCAAACAGGUGCAUUAACACGAAUAAUUUUUAUUGAGAUUAUUAUAAAUAUACUAUUAUUGAUGAUCGAUAUCAGUGUAAUAGUUUAAUUUGUACAAAUAAUGUUGAAUAUUUGAAUACUUAUUUAUAUAUUAUUCAUUAAUCGAUCAGUUAAUCGAUGUAACUGUUGAUGAUAUUUUUAUUAAUUAUUGAUAAAGACUUUAAUCCUCUAAUCAAGUAAGUGCAACUGCUUUUUAACAUUAUAAUCACUAGCAUUAUACAAUUAGGACUUUCAUUCAUUUUGAAACAAAUGAAGUUUUGUAUUUAGAAUUUAAUAAUCUUAUUAUUAUGAUUAGUAUGAGUGAAUGCAAUCAUUUGCUACUAUAUUCUCUGAUCUGGAAACGUCUUAUCAGUAACAAAAUAAGUAGACGAUUAAUCAUGAAUAUUAUUACAAAAAAUACAUUUAUAUGAGCUUCAUCUUGUAACUUUUUAACAAAAAUUAAUUAAUCUAGUGGUGUUUUAAUUUAUUCAAUACGGUAAUGAAAAUUGAAAGUUUGAAUUGACAGAAUUGAAUUAUUGUAUCAGGACUUGAUAUUGUUGAGGUCUUGUUUUCCUUUAUGAAUUAAACAUUUCAGAAAAGUUUUUUAUAGUGUUGAAAUCUUUUCUGACUGACUUUUCUACCCUAGCUUUUACUGUGUACAGAGACAGAGCGUCGAUAGUAUAGAUAUAGUCCCAAAGCGGUGAUUGCUUAGUAAUAUUGUUGAUGACAUGUCUCUUAUAAGGACUAAACAAUUUUUAUCGUAGUUGGAAAAUCAUCUGUGUUGAUCUUUUCAUACUCACGUCUGGGAAAAUCGUCAAUUUAUUUUCAUUGUUUAAAUUGCUUGUUUUCUGAGUUCUCAUUCUCAUCGUAAAUAUCGCAUCAAUAUUUAUUAUCGAUGUAUACAUUAUAAAUACAAUUAGAAAUAAUUCUCAUUUUGUACAAUAUUAUUCGUGAGAGAAGAAUCAUUUUAUUAAAUAUAUAUAUUAUAUAUAAAAUAUAUAUUACAUUUAAACUAGAGCAAAGAAAGAGAUAUUUCUUGCUUCGAUACAGGGUAUGUUUUUAUCCAAUAUGAGAGGAAAAUUAAUUCAAAUGUUUGGUCAUUGUUGUCGUGAAUGUACUAGCAUUUCCUUUUUAGAUGAAUACGGUAUUGAAAAUUUAUGUUAAAAGCUGUCCUCUAGAAUAAACGGUGAGGACUCAAUCAUUUUUCAAAUGUUUUGUUUAACAAUAUCUCCAUGUAAUUGAAAUAAUGAAGAAAAAAUUAGAUACUGAAGAAGAUUAUAAUUACUAUUAUUACUGACUACUAUAAAUUAUAAAUAACUGAUAAGUGUAGAUUUUUCACAGGUGUAAAUAAAUAGCCUAUUAGUUUGAGAAUUCUCAUCUUGGAGCAUAAAGAAACAAGUGCUGACUUUAUUAUUCGCACUGUCCACUAGUCAAUAAAUUUUAGUAUUUUAUCCAUGAUCAUUAUUAUUAUUACAAAUAUUACUCAAUAUACAAAACAUGUAAUCUUUAAAGUCGAAAUCACAAGAGGCUAUAUGCGAAAGCGAAUUCCUACAAAAACAAAGAAUAUCUGCUUCAUUUCUAAAUAUAAACAAGACCAGAUAGCAGGUGUCUACUACCAGUGAAACUUAAAAAUGAAAGAUUUCUUAAACUUUUCGCUUUUUGAGUAAUACAUUUGGAAUCAAUUCUCGAGUAUUACAGUUUGAUUUUUUUUAAGAAAACGUUAUUAGUAUGUAAUGUCAAAGUGCAAUUAUUUAAUGUCUAUUUCAACUGCUGAACAGGGAGGGAUGAAUGGUAAACUUUUUCAUAUGUAAAUAAAAUUUUUAAAAAUGUAUAAAACUAUAAUAAUUUCUUCAUGUGACUUUUUUCAAAAUGGAGACAAUAAAAUUAUCCUAACGUUCCAUUGUUAAUUUUGAGUGAAAUUAUUGUUUCAAUAACUUUUAAAUAAUUUAUUGAUUUCCAUCAGGCCAUGGAGACAAGUAUAGAUUUUCAUCCUGAUAGUGAGUUCAAAAUAACAAUUAAUCGCUCUCAUUUCCAAGUAUCUACUGAAACACAAAGUUUAAGAAGUCUUAAUACUGAAAUCUAGUUUCCCUGAUAUGAAUUACGAUUGGGAAGAUCAAAUUCGUUUGAUCACGAAUUACUUAUCAGAACACAAAUUAAUCGUUUCAUCCCCACUGAAAAGACCCUGAAUGUACUCAAAAAUGUAUCAACUGUUCAUUAUGAUUGUAUGAGAGAAGUAUUAUAUUAUUAAUCUUUUUUUUAAAUGCAACGUCAACCAAACAGUAGUGGUAAUGAUAAUAAUACAUGCGUGUUUAUUCCAAGUUUUGUUACAAAAUACUAUAUAGGGUACUGCAUGUUUGGUUUCUCAUCUACAAGCUGCAUCUUGCUUAUUACACAUUCAACUAACUUGAUAUUCUGUCUCAGUCUAUAAUUUCUCACUUCUCUAUUUAAUUAUACAUUGUUGAAGAAACUCUUCAAAUGUGAUCUUUUUAUGCUGAAUUGUAACUAUCAUUAUCAAUUCAUGUAUCCCCAUCUCAAUUCUUAUAUCCUGAACUUAAUCACAUUCAUAAUUGUUCUUUAACUCCUCUAAAUUUGGAAUAACUGGAACUAAGGGCAUUCCAGAUUUUAGAAUAGAAAGCUAAUAAAUUCAUUCAUUGACAAAUUUGACAAAGUGGGUUAAAAGUAGGCUUCCUACUUUAUUAAAAAAUCUAUUAUCUACAAAAUAUUUAAAAAAAAAUAAUGAAAUUCGUAUAAAUUGUAAGUUUGCUUGUGAAAAUUCAACAUCUGCAUCUGUGUUAUUUGUUAGUUACAAUUGCCGCUUUAGAACUUCAAAGAUAACAAAAAACAAUUAUAUUCAAAUUGAACGACCAUAUUCAUUGUAAAUAGGAAGUAUUCGCCUCACAAUACAUACAUCAUAUUUAUCUAUUUAAAUCAAUCUUGUAAUUUUAGUGAUUAUUAUUGAAAUUAAGAAGAUAAAAAGCCUUUACUAACUAAAAUCGUUUAGUUUUAUAUACAUAUAUAAAUAUAUAAAUAUAUAGUUUGUUAGAUUUAUAGUCCUAACUGAAUUGUAAAUAUGUUUUAUUCCUAAAAAAUAUAUAUAAUACGAAACUGAUCAUUUCGAAAUAUGUUUUGUAAUGCGCGAAAUUUAUGAUUUCACAGGUUUUAAGCUUCAAAGUGAAGGCUGUACUAGAAGAUUAGUGGUACAAUGUUGAGUCAAUUUUCCCAGUAAAACUAUGAUAACAACAAAUGAGUUGAAGUUCUUAAUAAUAUUCAUUGAGAUUAAUUUUAUAGGCAAGUUAGCCUAUGUUCUCACCGAAUCCUAUGUACCAGUUCAGAAUUCUGGUUUCGUAAAAUAAAAUUGAUUCAGUUCAGAAUCUGUAUCAGUUUUCGUAAAAUAAAAUUGUUAUUAAAACAAAUCAAUGGUUGAGAUGAUGAGAACAUGAUAUUCAAAAUGCAAACAUAAUAUCCACUACUCUUCUUUUCUGUCUUCUUUUUCUCAAAUUUUAAAUAAAAUGGAAAAAUUCUCAAAGUUAACCACAAUUUUUGUUCACUUCAGAUAUUAAAUUGGUUUUAAAAUCAUGAAAAAUUAUUGUGAAAAAUAAGUUUCUGUUCAAAAAUGUUUCAUUUCAUCCACUAGUUGAUAAUAUUGUUUAAUAAAGUUCAGGGAUUCCUAAGAAUAAAAUUAUAGUUUAGAUUUACAUUAUUGAUUUCAUUGUUUGUAUUCAAUAGAAUAGCAUAAAAUCUGCUCAGUUUUCUCCUGAUUAGCAUAUUGUAAAAUUUAAGCUGAUUGUUAUCUGCCAUUGUUCACACGGUAUUCUCAAUUUCUUGUCCGGUACCAUAUUGAAUUCAAGAGAAAUUAUUCUAUCGCUAUAAUAUGAAAAUAAAUUGUGAUUAAACUGCUCAUCCUUUUCAUAUAUAAAUUGAAAUCGAAUGCCAGCUUAACAGACUAGUCCUUCAAAAGUGCAAACUUCAAUCUUUCGAAUAGAAACAUAUUUAUUCAAAACAUUGACAAUAUUAUCUUUCAAGUUGAACCAAUAUAAUAUUGUUCAAACUGCGUAUUCUAAUAACAAUUCUAAACGGUUUCUUAGAACUUUCAUUUAUAAACUAUUCAAUAAUAUUGUAAUUUUUUUAUGACUUCAUUUCACUAUAAAAUUAACGUCGACCGUAUUGGAUAUAAAUUGAAACUUUCAUAAUAUAUCAUUUUAUUCUCGGUAAAUACUUAUAGUUUUGAGCACUGUCAACUCAUGAUUCAUUAAUUUCAUUAGAAGAAUACCGUACAGUACGGUAUUGAAUUUCUUUGAAAUAUCAUAAUAAAUAAUUAGCAGAGUAAUGAGCACAACAGCAUUCAUGAUCAUUCAUCUAGACUUGGCCUUCUUAGCCUGUUUCAAUCACCAUGACUAAUCUGAAGUUACCUGCUUCUCAGUUACUAAUCCAUAUUGCGCUCAAAUCUUACAUCCUCCCCAAAUCCGAAUGACGAAAUUUGGGGAUAUAACUACUAAAUAAAUUGAGUUUUGGGUUUCUUUUCAAUAGUGUUUAACUGUCCUCUCUCUUUCUAGGAGAUCGUAGUUUUGCGAAAAAAGUUGGUUCAACGUGUAAAUAUUAUCUCCGAUAGGAAAGUAGAAUUUUUAUUGUCGUGAUGAAAUAAAAAAAUCAUGGUGAUUUUUUGCAGUGCAUUACAAGAUCACCGGUGCUAAACUCAGCAAGUGCCGUACAAUUUUGCUUGGGUUGUGAUAUCACUUUAUUCUACUUCUCCAAGAUUUUAUUUAUCAGUUGUCCCAGUAGAGAUUAGACAUUGGAUUGGUGUUGAAACUCAAAGAAGAUCAAAGAUGAUUUACUGAUUGAAUCGAUCGGACUUUGAAGUCAGCUAAUUUGAAAGUGAUUUCGGGAACUAAUCCUGGACUGAAUGUACCUUACUGUCACCGAUAUAAACAAAUUGAUUUCGCCUGGUAAUUUCUUUUCAAUAACUACAAUAGUCAAAAUAAUUAUUAUUAAGACAAAAAUAUUAUAAAAUUAUAUAAACUAUAUAAGUAAAAUUUAGCCGUUCUAGAAUUUAUUAGAUUCGAAUAAAUAAUUAAACGGAUAGAUACACACAUACAGAGAGAUUAGAGAGAUGAUAAUGAAGGAUUAUUCGUUUUACCUCAGCGAUUUUCUACAAUUUUAAAAUCAGUAAACGUGUAGGAAUUGGUUGAAGCUAAAAUCUAAACAUUAAUAUAAUUAUUUAUUGUUGCACAUUUGCUGUGCAGUGUGCACCCUAGUCUGGUCACUACUAAAAUUUUAGUUAGUUGUUGCAGGAGCCAAGUCUUACAGGCCAUGUUUCCAUGUACAUAUGCAUAAUUUAACUCAUUUUCACUCAUCAUUACUAAUUAUAAAAGUAAUAGAAGUAUUUUAAAAGAUAAUUUCAGCGAUGAAAAUGAAAAUAAAAUCAAGUACGAAUUAUUCUCUAAAAUUCUAAAUAUAUAUCUUAAAAUAUGAAAAUUUUUAUAUUAGAAGUACGGUAUUAAAUUAAGUGGAUAUUAGCAAAAGGAAAUUUGAGGAGGAAGAAUUCAAUAAAUGACUUCCAUUGUUUUCUUCUCGAUUGUUUUGAUUGAAAGAUGAAAUUAUCAACAUGUAUAAAGGACAAACAUAAUGAUAAUAACUAAAUACAUUAUAUAUUAUGAUAUCUAAAACAGUGGAACCUGAACAUCUACAUAGAUGGUCUCAUUCUAGCGGUAGUUUGAUAAUACAUAAUCAGUAGUUUGAUAUCAAUUGAAUUUGAUUUUUUCAUUCGCAAAAAUAUAUAUCUAUUAUUGUAUUUUAUAUAUCCAUAUAUGAAAUUAUUUAUUGAUAUUAUUAUUAUCGCAUCAACAUAAUUUAUUAUCCUCAUAACUACAAUUUUAUUAUUAUUAUUAUUACUACUACUAUCAUUAUGAUUAUUAAAAAUAUAACAAUCUAAUUAGUUUUAAAAUAAUGAGAAAUGCUGAAGCCGUAUCACAAAAAUUAUUGUAUUCAUUUUGGAAACCGUCAUCACUGUAAGAUUAUUGAGAAAAAGGGUAAAAAAAUCAAUGAGAAACUGAAAAUUUUUCCACGAAUAUUUAUUUUGUUAUCAACUGAAAGUCCAGGUUUUGUACUAUUUGAAAUUUUGAGGACCACAAUGAAAGAUGAUAAUUGAUAGCCUGCUCUUGUUAUGUCUUGUGAGGAUCUUAUACUGCUCUGUACUAAUGAUUAUGAUAAUUGUAUUGUCUAGACUGUUCUGAUCUGUGAAGGGGGAAAGGCUAUUCUCCUCAACAAUAAGAUAAUGUUGGUGAAAAUUUUCAAUUUGUCUUUAGCACCAAAAUGGUACUUAUCUUUAACGACAUUAGUAUUUAAACUUGCAUUAUCUGUUUUAAAACAAUGAUAUUGUUUAUUACCUUAUUGAAAUUUCAAAUAGUCCAAAUUCUGAAUAUACAAUCUUUAUAAAGGAAUAAAAAUACAGUUGAAAAAUAA